Messenger RNA from Funneliformis geosporum, 1371 nucleotides. The record is from the annotation of a GenBank genome assembly. NCBI's taxonomy places the organism in Eukaryota, Fungi, Glomeromycota, Glomeromycetes, Glomerales, Glomeraceae.
AUGGCUCUCGAUGCAACCAGUUUUAAUCAAUAUCAAGAACCAACAAAAUCACUAACAAAAGUAAUAAUACAUAGAAAUGGUGAGAGCAAAGAGUGGAUAGGUAAUGAAUAUUCAACCCCUUCUUCAGGAAGAAACUCAAUAUAUUCAUCAAUAUCUAUACCACCUUCACCUUUAUUACAUAAUAUUCCUUUAAAUCGUCAAAAUAAAGAAGAUGAUGGGUUAAAAUCUUUAAAAGCAUUUUCAACCAUGCCGAAUUUAAAUUUAGGCAAUGAUUCAGAAAUAAAGAAACAAUUACCAGCGAAUAAAACUUUAUCAUUAUACGAACCAAGUGAUUCAAUGUCUCAACCAAAUAUUUCCAAUCAAUCUCGUCCAUUAACCCCACAGCUUAGCAAUUCAGGAAUUUCGAGUACAACAACCACUGAAUCAUCAACUUCUUUUUCUACGCCUCUGCAAUUUAUUUUCGAAAAACCUUCCUCGAUAAGGGAUAAAUCGCAAAAGAAAAAAAAUUUUUUUCUACUUGGAACAGGGGUAGGAGGAACCGUUCGUUUAAUACAUUGUACACCUGAUAAUAAACCUUUUGCUGUAAAACAAUUUCGUAAACGACUCCCAAAUGAAUCAGAAAAAUCUUGGUUAAAAAAUAUUACCGCGGAAUUUUGUAUAGGAUCGACUUUACAUCAUGAAAAUAUCAUUGAAACCAUUGAUAUUAUACAAGAAAAUGGUCAAUUAUACCAAAUAAUGGAAUUUGCCCCUUAUGAUUUAUUUGAAAUUGUGAUGUCAAAAAAAAUGAACGAGGACGAAAUUCAUUGUUGUUUCAAACAAAUUGUGUUGGGUGUAGAUUAUUUGCAUAACAUGGGAAUCGCUCAUAGGGAUUUAAAGUUAGAUAAUUGUGUAUUAAACGAAUUUGGAAUUGUAAAAUUAAUUGAUUUCGGUUGUUCAGUCGUCUUUAAAUAUCCUUUUUAUAAUAAAGUCAUACUCUCCUCAGGUCCUUGUGGAUCGGAUCCAUAUAUUUGUCCAGAGUCGUAUACUCGCGCAUCUUAUGAUGUACGAUCAGCAGAUAUCUGGUCGUUGGGAAUAAUUUACAUAUGUAUGAUUACGGGAAGGUUCCCUUGGUUGGUGGCUAAAGCGAGUAAAGAAUCUUCAUAUAAAACUUAUUUACGUUACCCUGAUCGUUUAUUGAAAAAACUUCCUUUGGCAUCUCAUUCCAUUAUGAGAAAAAUCGUCGAAGUUGUUCCAGAAAAACGUGCCACUUUACAAGAUAUAUUUGAAGAUGAAUGGUUUAAGAAUAUUGAAUGUUGCGUAGACGGUCAUAAAUCCACCGGUCAUACACAUCACUUGAUGGAUAACAAUAAUGAUGGAACUUCCGAAAUAUAA